AUGACUUGUUGUUGUGGUAAAACUUGCAAGGGUCGGAAAGGACUGUUGAUGCAUCAAAGAUCAUGUAAAUCGUACAAAUCGCUCAGAUCCACGAAGUCCGAAGUGGAACCAGUCGACAGCGGUGACAACAAUGCAACAACAUUUCAACACACAUCAGAUUCAACAACUAUUCCAAAACCACUACCGGGUAUAAAACUACCCAAAUCGUCAACACUUUGGGCUGAAGCCAACGCAUUUUUUCAUAUUGAACUAAAACGUCUUGAUAACUGUGCUGAUGUUGACAACUUCGCCAUCAAAUUUCAAAACAUAAUUUACACAUAUUUUGCGUCAAAUUAUGGAACGUUAACAAAAGAUUCAACACCCAAAAAGCACAAAAAUUGCAAUAUUAGACAUUUAAAAACAAAAUUAAAAAACUUAAAGACAUUGGCUCAGUCAGAUAGCCAACUCAACAGUGACGUCAUCAAGCUCAGCAGGCAGAUAAGGGCAACAUUAAAAACUAAUAAAGUAUCUAAAAAUAAAGACAACAUUUCAACUAAACUGAAACAGAACUUCUGGAAAACAUGA
Molecule: messenger RNA, 564 nt
Organism: Helobdella robusta
Lineage: Eukaryota; Metazoa; Annelida; Clitellata; Rhynchobdellida; Glossiphoniidae
Exons: 1
Coding region: 1-564 (187 amino acids)
Source: RefSeq, a predicted model, not a curated record